This is a messenger RNA of Seminavis robusta, 1167 nucleotides long. Lineage: Eukaryota; Bacillariophyta; Bacillariophyceae; Naviculales; Naviculaceae. The record is from the annotation of a GenBank genome assembly.
AUGCCACCUACAGAAAAGCUGUCUCUGGAACAGGAUGUCAUUGGAAACGACAGUGGCAUCAAUGCACUCUAUGAGACUCUGGGAAACACCAAAGUUGAGGAUGCAAAUGCAUCUGUGGAAGCUGACAGGCUGGCUAUUCUAAACAAAGUGGAGACCGAUGUUGGAUUCCCUGCGCUAAAUAAUCAAGUGAACGACUUGUUGCGUCAUUGGAUGAAAGAUGUCCUUACCCAGUUGGUGGAAACUCGAGAAGAGACCAAUGAUACAGAAUAUGCAGACUUUUGUAAUCGAAUUGGGGUUGUUUUUGAAAAGAAUGGAGAGCAUGAUGCUGCACUGAAACUCCACAUUGCAGCUCUUGCAAUAUGCAAGGUUGAAUUUGGAGAGAAUCACGAGAGUACAGCAACCACUUACAACAAUAUUGGGACUGUACUGCUACAGGCCAAGGGUGACUACAGAGGUGCCUUGUCAAAGUUCAAAGCAGCUCUUGUCAUUCAGGAAUUAAUAUUGGGCAAGGAUCACCCUGAUUUGGCUACCACAUACGACAACAUAGGGGUUGUUCAGGAGAAGUUAGGUGACUAUGGAGGUGCCUUGUCAAUGCACGAGGAAGCCCUUGCGAUUAGAUUGUCAGUAUUGAGCAAGGAUCAUCUUGAUGUGGCGGUGUCAUACAACAAUAUAGGUGAUGUGUUGCGGAACAUGGGUAAAUAUGAAGGUGCCUUGUCGAGAUUCAAGCAAGCUCUCUCUAUUCCAGAGUCAGCAUUCGGCAAGAAUCAUCCCUCAUUGGCAUCCUGCCUCAACAAUAUUGGGCAUGUUCUGCAGACGAAUGGAGAUUAUCAAGGAGCCCUUUCAAAGCACGAGGAAGCUCUUGCAAUUAGACUAUCAGUAUUGGGCAAGGAUCAUCCUGAUGUAGCUAAGUCCCACAACAACAUUGGAGUUGUAUUACGGAGCAUGGGCGAUUAUGAGGGUGCCCUGUCAAAAUUCAACGAGUCUCUUUCUAUUCGAGAGUCAGUGCUGAGCAAGAAUCAUCCAUCAGUGGCAUCUUCCCUCAGCAAUGUUGGGCUAGUUUUGCAGAGGCAAGGUGACUACUCAGGUGCUUUGUCAAAGCUCGAGGAAGCGCUUGAAAUUAGAUUGUCAGUUUUGGGCAACAAACACCCUGAUGUGGCCGUGCUGUAG